This is a messenger RNA of Chroicocephalus ridibundus (black-headed gull), 3600 nucleotides long. RefSeq names its product protein 4.2-like. The transcript has 13 exons. Lineage: Eukaryota; Metazoa; Chordata; Aves; Charadriiformes; Laridae. The record is from RefSeq and is a predicted model, not a curated record. Gene Ontology annotation, molecular function: protein-glutamine gamma-glutamyltransferase activity. The coding region runs from base 1360 to 3600 and encodes 746 amino acids. Gene Ontology annotation, biological process: peptide cross-linking.
CUCAUCAGUGCAUCCUACGUAGCAAAUAUUACGUGCAGUUUCCAAUUUGGCCAAGAGAUGGUACUACGCGUAUACACAGCCAGCACAAGGCAGCGGUGACGGGACACAUACCUGGCUUGGGCAAGGCGACCUCCAGAGGUCCCUUCAAACCUCCGCCACUGUGCAAUUCUGUGACGGUGAAUCUAUACUGUAGAUCUAUGCGAAUAUAUGCUGUAAAUGACAAAAACUGCGAGAGUUUGUAUUUAGCUUAAACGACGCGUGUAAGCAAGCAAUUGUAGAGUUUAAUAUGCAAAUACUAAGAAAAACACCAAGCUCACCGGACCAUGUUGUGCGGCAGCUAUCUAGUAUAAAUCCUGGAAUAUUUAUUCAAUACAAAUCUCAUUCUGGAGUGGCUACAACUACCUCCGAAUGCAUCACUGCUUAGGUAAGAUACGGGUCCCCUUCUCCUAUUGUGUAUGUGUCUACAUUGAUCUCUACUUGCAAUUUUAUGGCCUAGACAUUCAGUAUCUUCAGGUUCCUCGACAACUUUUCCAUAGCUGCCUCCCUCAUCUUUACUGCUCAGAAUAACUGAGCAACCUUUGCCACCUCUUGGCUUUUUAGCAGCUUCUCAAAUUAUUUAUGAACUUGUGGAAGAUCGUAGAUGUCUGCAGAACUACUGGUGACUCACUCCACAGUGAAAACUGUAUAUUUCUGCUGCCUUAUUUCCUGUCUUUUGACCAAUUAUUUAUCGACGCAGUGACCUUCCUUUUAUAUUACGGCAACUUUAAGAACAUAUUUAGUCCAAAUCUGCAGUCUGCAUUAUGCUACAGAAAUUCUACUUUUUUUAGUUGUUGCUUUUAACAAGCUUCCUCAUUUUGAAGUGGUUUCACUUUUUUGAGUCAGGCACAGAGGCAAUGAAUGUAUUGGCCUUUAUUUUUUACCCCUUGAAGGGUUUAGGAUCUAAGUAGCUCAGGGACAACGCUGGAGAGCAGCCCUUCAACGCUUACAUUCUGUACGUUAUUUAGAGCCAAGUUAAGAUCUGCAUUUCCUUCUCUGGGGUCCCCAAUGCACAGCUCUUUGAAGAAAUUGUCACCGGCUGUCUUUAAAGGCUUCGCAUCCCACUGUGGAAUUUAACCUCAUCUGUAGCUAGGAAAAGUCACCCCUUUCUGCUCUUUAGUGUGGUCGAGAGAUAAGAGAGUCCUCAACCGCACAGCAGGCCAGCAAGAUAAGCUGAAGUGGCAACAUCACGUCCCACCCUGUAUAAAGAAAUCGAACAAACAACUUCGCAAGUGGAUAAUUUUUAAAGAAAGCUGAAGAAAGGAGCCAUUGCCCACCAGAGCAAGCAGGAGCUGAAGACUGCCACAGUACAGGGAACUAGACAUGGGCCAAGGUUUGAGCAUCAAAAACUGUGAUCUAAAGAUCACAAUGAACAACAGUAACCACCACACAGAAGAAAUCAGCACUGAAAGGCUUAUUGUGAGGCGGGGGCAGCCGUUCACCAUCACUGUGAGCUUCUCAGCUCCACUACACAACUACCUGCGGCAGCUGAAGAGGACCUCCCUCAUAGUACAGACAGGAUCACAUCCUUCCAAAGCAGAUGGAACCCAGACUGAAUUUCCCAUCUCCAGCCUGGGAGACAAGAAGCAGUGGAGCGCAGCAGUGGAAGAACAAGAUCCAUGCUUCUGGAUCAUCUCUGUGAACACGCCUGCCAACGCUCCCAUCGGCCAGUACACUCUGCUUUUACAUGCCUCCAAGUCUCACCGCCUCCUGGGCAACUUCACCCUUCUCUUUAAUCCCUGGUGCCAAGAUGAUGAGGUGUUCUUGGCUAACGAGGCACAGCGGCAGGAAUAUAUUUUAAACCAAGAGGGUAUCAUCUACUGGGGGACUGAAAAUGCAGUCCUAGCACAACCUUGGGACUUCAGUCAGUUGGAGGAGGAUAUUGUUGACAUCUGCUUCAUGCUGCUGGAUGUAGGCGAACGCCAGCAACGAGACAAGGAUCACACCCAGCGCAAGAACCCUAUUUACAUCUGCCGCACAGUCGCUGCCAUGCUGAACUGCGAUGAGUUUAGAGGGAUCCUGACAGAAUAUGGGACCGGGCAAUACGCGAAUGGGACACCCCCUUCCAAGUGGCUGGGAAGCAGCCCCAUCCUCCAGCAGUGGGUUGCAUCGCACUUCAAGCCAGUCCGCUACGGGCAGUGCUGGGUGUUUGCUGCAGUCAUGUGCUCAGUUCUGAGGUGCCUGGGAAUUCCUACCAGGGUGGUCACAGGCUUUACGUGGGCUCACAACACUAACAGCAACCUGAGUGUGGAUGAGUAUUAUGAUGAAGAUGGGACACUGCUUCCACAAGACAAGAGUGCCCGUGUCUGGACCUUCCACGUUUGGAACGAAUGCUGGAUGGCUCGAGCGGACUUGCCACCGGGAUACAAUGGGUGGCAGGCACUGGAUGCCACCUGCCAGGAAAAAAGCAAAGGUGCAUCCUUCUGUGGGCCAGCCCCUGUUAAAGCCAUCAAGGAAGGGGACACAGAUGUUGAUUAUGAUGUCUGCUACUUCUUUGCUGCCAUCAAUGCCAAGUGCCAGGUCUGGAUACAAAAAACAGAUGACACCCUCAAGCCAGCUUUUGGUGGCAAAAAGUACACUGGCAACAACAUCAGCACCAAGAGCGUGGGCAGUGAGCGCUGUGAGGAUAUCACACACAACUACAAGCAUCCUGAAGGUUCUCUUCGGGAAAAAGAAGUACUUGACAAAGCCUACAGAAAGAUACAGAAACUUGAGACAACCAGCAUCAGCAGCGAAACACAGUUUAGCUUCAUUCCUACUGCCCUUGAAGAGCCAGUUAACCUUUUCAUCCACCUCCGGUCGAAGAGUUCUCUGACACUGGGACAAGAUGUUCCGCUUUCCAUUGACGUGUUUAACCACAGUGGUGGAGAAAAGGCUACUCACCUGGUAGUUGGGGCCCAGUCUCUACAUUAUAAUGGUGUGCCCAUUACUCAGCUUUGGAAGGAAGAGUUUCAUUUUACCCUCAAAAGCAAUGAAGCUAACAGCCUGCAGGUCUUUGUGCCUUACUCACAGUACAGAAAAGAGUUGGGAGAGAACCAUCUGCUCAGGCUGACCGCCGUGCUGAAGGACGAGGACUCCUUCUACGUCUACUUCGCACAGGAAGAGAUCAGCAUUUGUGACCCCCCUCUCGCUAUUGAGGUUAGACCAGUCUAUCGUUCUGUUACUGCAGUAGUGAGAAAACAGCUUUCACAGUCACAAGCAGCAAAAAAGUUCUGCUGGGUUGAGUGGCUCUCCUCAUGCUGUCUUCUUUCAAAGCACGGAGACAUCAGUUUGGGAAAGUUUCCAGAAAACAUGGUACAGUAUCAGCCAAGCACAGUGAAGAUCAGCCUCCUGAACCCUCUCUUCGAACCUUUGGAGAAGUGUGUGGUAGUGGUUGCAGGACGAGGGCUCAUUUACAGACAAAGGAAGUACAGGUUGAGCUCUGUGCAACCAGAGAGCAGUCAAGAGCUGCAAAUACCACUCACCCCCAUCCAAGCAGGGCCCCGAAGACUCACUGCACGUCUUACCUGCCUUCAACUCCAGAACCUGAAGAGCUACAAAACUAUAGACGUUGCAGCUGCCUGA